Batrachochytrium dendrobatidis JAM81 is the source of this 465-nucleotide messenger RNA. RefSeq lists its product as uncharacterized. The record is from RefSeq and is a predicted model, not a curated record. NCBI's taxonomy places the organism in Eukaryota, Fungi, Chytridiomycota, Chytridiomycetes, Rhizophydiales. The transcript has a single exon. Bases 1 to 465 code for a protein of 154 amino acids.
AUGAGCCCAGAAGAGAGCACAAGAGUCAAGGUCGCGGACGGCUUAUUCAUACCACUCCUGACUAAUACAAAUUUCCAAGAUUGGAACAAUGGCAUUCAUGCUGCAAUGAGCAGCUUUAAUCUAUGGGAGCUUCAUAUUAAAAUCGCCCCACCAGAAGAAAAGACCAAUACAUUCAUCGUGAAUGAUUACAAGGCAUAUAGCAUACUUGCCACCACUACUGGCAAAGAAAACGAUGACCUAACCCAUAACAGUGAAGGAGCUCCACUAAGUGCGCACGAUGCCUACAAAGCUAUCCAUGCCCACUAUUCUACUGGAAGCACAUCCUCACGCAUACAACUAUUUGCAGAUUUAAACGCCAUGGUUUACGACCCGGAUCAAGGCGUAGAAGUGCUUUAUAACUCUAUGAUGAAAUUCGCAAGAAACUGGCAAAUCAAAAAAGAUGCUAUCCUGACGUCGAAUUCAUAG